Messenger RNA from Arachis duranensis, 1142 nucleotides. Its product is annotated as beta-carotene isomerase D27, chloroplastic. Gene Ontology annotation, molecular function: iron ion binding. The coding region runs from base 139 to 975 and encodes 278 amino acids. The record is from RefSeq and is a predicted model, not a curated record. NCBI's taxonomy places the organism in Eukaryota, Viridiplantae, Streptophyta, Magnoliopsida, Fabales, Fabaceae. The transcript has 8 exons.
AAACCAAUAAACCUACACUCUCCGCCGGUGCCCACUUACCCAGUUGCUUUACACCCCAUCACCAUAAACUGAUAAACUAAAAAAAAAAGGUAGUGUUAAAUUCAGUUUAGACAGUUGUUACGUAAGUCUUGCAGAGAAAUGAAAGCGUUAGGCCUUGUUGCUGCUCGUGCCCCAACGGGGUUUACAACUUCUUUCCACGAACCUAAGCAGAAGCCUCUUCGGAACAAUCCGUUUUGCGUUUCUUGCUCUUCUUCGUCCAAAACGGUACAAGAACAAGCUAAAACUGCUGUUCUAAAAUCUGAAUACAAGCCCGGAGUGUUUGAUGAUUUUUUCCUCAAUUUAUUCCGCAACAAAUUGGUACAGGAGGUAGGAUGGGACUCACAGAGACCUGGAUAUGAUGGGCUUAUCGAAGUUGUGAACCGUCUAAUGAUGAAGGGCAAAACAAAUUCUGAUACCAUAGAAGCAGCGGUACGAGUAUUGAGGGCUCUGUUCCCUCCAUUCCUUUUGGAGCUCUAUAAAAUCUUUAUAGCUCCUUUGGGAAGGGGCAAAAUUGCUGCUAUGAUGGUUGAUAUCCUAAAAUGUUUUGGGUUUGAAGCAAGGGUCACCGCACUGACUUGUCAAUGGCUCAUGGGCCCAUGCAAAGUCAAUUCCGUGGAGCUACCGGAUGGAACCUUAUGUAGUAGUGGGGUGUUUGUGGAGAGAUGUAAGUACUUGGAGGAAAGCAAGUGUGUUGGUAUUUGUAUCAACACUUGUAAGUUUCCAACUCAGACGUUCUUCAAGGAUCAUAUGGGAGUUCCAUUACUUAUGGAACCCAAUUUUGCUGAUUACAGCUGUCAGUUCAAAUUCGGAGUUCUUGCCCCACCGCAUGAGGACGAUAGUGUCUUGAAGGAACCUUGCUUGGAAAUAUGUCCGAAUGCAGCAAAACGAAGAACAGUUGCCCGAAAUAUAGAUGUAACUACGUGCCCGAAGACAUAACUUCUGGUCAGGGGCUUUCAGAGCAUUGAUGUACAUGGCUUCAAAAUACCAUGCACAUUAUUGCCCCAACUUGUCUUUGAGCAAGGAACUGAGGUUAUGGAUAUUCUUGCUUCAUAGUUGUAAAUUACUUUUUAAGUAUAUAUACAAAAUUUAAGAAACAUUUUUUU